AUAAUAGAGGUCGGUCACUUUCCCAUUCUUAUCAAGUUUUAUUUAUCUCUUAUCAAAAGUUGCGUUAUUAAUAACUUAUAGAAUUUCCCUUUUUGCUAUCAAUGCAAUUAAAAUCAUUAUAGAACCGAUGCCGCAUUCACAAGAUUGAUAUUUAUAGCCAACUUUCUACAAUAAUUACUCUUCAACUGAUAACCAAUCUUAACUAAGAUUUAACUUCAAUGGAUAGUAUGUCAUCUAAAUCCAAUUUUCACGGAUCUGAAGAUGCAAGAAAAUCUGAAAUUGAAAUACCCACAAUAAAAAUACACAAUGAAGAAGGAGAAGAAGAAGAAAAUAGCUUAGUAGCAUUUGCAACAGGGAAUAGAAACAAUCAACUCAACGUCGAGACCCAUGAACCUAAUUCACGUUGUAAUAAAUGUUGUAGUAUCGUCAGAUCUUUUUUUAAACCUUGUCUUAGAAAUGAAAAUCCAUUACCUUCAAAUCCAUCCAAAUUACAACGUUUUAAAUAUGGUUUGUUAUGUCCGCCGUUUGGAAGAUUUGCCAAAUUUUUAGCUUAUAUAAUUCUAUUGUUUUUAAUAUGGUGUGUUCUCUGGUCAAUCACUAAAAAGGAAGCGUUACCUGGAGGGAAUUUCUUCUCUAUUUUUGUUUUAUGCAUUUGUUGCAUCUGUGGAGGAGACUUAGCUGAUUUACUAAAAAUGCCUCCUCUAUUAGGUAUGUUAAUUACUGGCUGUCUGUUAAGAAAUGUUCCCGGAAUUAAAACCAUAGGAGAAUCUAUAAACCAAGAUUGGUCUUCUGCCUUACGAAAUUUAGCCCUUAUAGUCAUUUUAACAAGGGCUGGAUUAGGAUUAGAUCCUGUUGCCCUCAAAAAAUUAAGUUUUGGAGUUAUUAGGCUUGCUUUUAUACCAUGCCUUGUAGAGGCAUUAACGGUUGGUGUUGUAUCACACUUUCUUCUUGAUUUACCAUGGUCAUGGGGCUUUAUGUUGGGAUUUGUUUUAGCAGCAGUUUCACCUGCUGUUGUUGUGCCAUCUUUACUUAACUUGAAAGAAAGGGGUUAUGGAAUUGAUAAGGGAAUUCCAACAUUGGUUAUAGCAGCCGCCAGCGUAGACGAUGUCCUUGCCAUUACAGCGUUUGGUUUGUGUGUUGGCAUAGCGUUUAGCGAAGGAAGUUUUGGUCUUCUAAUUGCCAAAGGACCAUUGGAGGCUUUUGGCGGAGUUCUUUUCGGAGUUAUUCUAGGAACUAUACUAUGGUUUAUUCCUACUGCGACAAGCAAGAACAAACAUCCUAUUCGAUUUAUAUUUCUGUUUGGAUACGGUAUAUUAGCCGUAUUUGGAAGUAAAAAUUUAGACUUCGCGGGCGCUGGUGCUCUUGCCUGUUUAACUAUACCAUUUGUAGCUGCCAUAAACUGGAGGAAAGACGAAGGAAGCGAUAAAAUCAUCUCUGAAUAUUUCGCUAAUUUAUGGAUAGUUUUUCAGCCUCUUCUUUUUGGUUUAAUUGGAGCAGAAAUCGACAUUACAAAAAUUAAAAGCUCUACAAUAGGUUUAGGUCUAGCUGUCCUUGCUAUAGGUUUAUUGUUUCGAGUAAUCGCCUCAUUCUUGGCAGUGUUACGAUUAGGUUUGAAUACUAAGGAAAAGUUUUUUAUUCCACUUGCCUGGUUGCCGAAAGCUACUGUUCAAGCAGCUAUUGGUUCUCAAGCUUUAGAUAUAACGAGAGAGAAAAAGCUAUUCAAUUCGGUUGAGGAGAAAAAUGGACUAAUUAUAUUGGCUGUUGCUGUAAUGGUUAUUUUAGUAACAGCUCCAGUUGGCGCAGCAGCAAUUUCAAUAUCAGGUCCAAGACUUUUGAAGAAGCAAACUGAUAAUAGUGAAGAAAAUAUGAAUGCAAGAGACGAUGAAAUUUAG
Dimorphilus gyrociliatus is the source of this 1892-nucleotide messenger RNA. NCBI's taxonomy places the organism in Eukaryota, Metazoa, Annelida, Polychaeta, Dinophilidae. The record is from the annotation of a GenBank genome assembly.